AUGCAAGCAGCAGAGAUACCAAUAGAUUCGCUUACUUCAGGUGCGCCCAAUUCCACCAGUAAUCAAACACCGAAUGAUAUUCACACUGACUUGAAACAUGUCGCGAAUAUCAGAGAAAACUCCUCGAAAAUCAGCAAAAAAUUGUUUUGGACCAAAGGUGGACUCACAAGUUUGCUAGCGAUUGCCGUAGUCUGUGCAGCGAUAAUUCCAACAGCACUCAUUCUUAGUCCACUCAAUGUUUCAUCGGCAACAAAUGCAACAACAGUUGCAGUAACAAUAAUAACGCUAAAUUAUAUAACUGUUGUAGGAGCAACGACUGUAGGAAUAACAGCAACAGUAGCUACAACGACAACUGUAGCAACAACCGUUGGUACCACAGUAUCAACAACAACUGCACCAACGACAACAACUGUAGCAACUACAGUUGGUACCACAGUAUCAACGACAACUGUGGCAACAACAGUGAGUACCACCGUAUCAACAACAACGACUGUAGCAACAACGACAACUGUAGCUACUACAGUUGGUACCACAGUAUCAACAACAACUGUAGCAACAACAGUGGCUACCACCGUAUCAACAACAACGACUGUAGCUACAACAACUGCACCAACGACAACAACUGUAGCUACAACGACAACCGUAGCUACGACAACUGUGGCAACAACGACAGUCACCUCAUGUACACCAGGUAGCAGCUGGAAUUCGACUGGUAUAACGAUUGCUGGUGUGACAGGUGUACUGGGCACGAAUUCAACUUUGCUUAGUUAUGUGAAUGAUGUCGGAAUUGAUAUAUUUUCCAAUAUUUAUGUUGCCGAUGCAAAUAAUCAACGAAUUCAACGAUUUGCAUUGAAUGCAACUGUUGGCCAGACGGUAGCCGGAGUUGUCAGUACUAUAGGUUCAGCAGCUACUUUGUUCAAUUACCCUCGUGCUAUAUUUGUUCUUUCAAGUACAUUGUUUGUUUCCGAUCUUUACAACUAUCGAAUACAAAAGUUUACCUACAAUACGUCAACUGGCGUUACUUUUGCUGGAGGAAAUGGCCAAGGAUCAGGUUUGAACCAAAUAAACCUUUGUUACGGUGUCUAUGUUGAUACGACUGGGACUAUCUAUUAUUCAGAUUUUACGAAUAAUCGAAUUUUGAAAAAGCUCAACUCAUCUUCCACUGGUGUUGUCGUUGCUGGUAACAAUGGUGUUGGUAGUGCAUCGAAUCAAUUCAAUGGACCGAUGGGUAUCUACAUAGAUGCAAACAAUCAAUCAAUUAUUUAUGUGGUUGAUAGUUCGAAUCACCGAGUGCAGCGGUGGGUUAUUGGGGGAACAUCUGGUACAACGGUAGCAGGUGGAAACUCAAAUGGAUCUGCUCUAAAUCAGCUGAAUACCCCGAGAGCAGUUAUUAGCGAUUCAAACAGUAAUCUUUACAUUUCGGAUACAAAUAACCACCGAGUCGUUAUGUGGGCUAGUGGAUCAACUAUUGGAAUACUCAUAGCAGGAACUAGUGGAGUUUUAGGUUCAACAGCAACAACACUGAAUUAUCCUAAUGGAAUUACAUUCGAUGCAAACAAAAACUUGUAUGUAGCUGAUUCCUGUAAUUUUCGCGUCCAGAAAUAUACCACAUGUGCAGUUACGACAACAACAACAACAACAAUUGCAAGUGGGUGA
Molecule: messenger RNA, 1656 nt
Organism: Rotaria socialis
Lineage: Eukaryota; Metazoa; Rotifera; Eurotatoria; Philodinida; Philodinidae
Source: the annotation of a GenBank genome assembly